CUACCAUUAACCUACCCAUAACCGUGACGUCCUUUACCACAAUUUCUAUUUCGGCGCGAGGAGUACUGAAUGGGUCGUAACGCGGAAGUAGCGUACACACGAAAUUAAAGACCAGUAGCAACGUAGCCCCCAGCUAGAGUGGCGUGAGCAAUAACCGGGUUGGAACCAGCUCUGUGUAGGUCAUAACGCCGGUGAUGGUACCGGUCGCAGUAGCGAUGGUACCGCUCUUCGAUCCGCCGCUGCAUUGACACUCCAACGAUUAAAUAGAGUAGCCCACCUAAGACCCAUAUCAUCGACACCGCCAAAUCGUCUCAAGGUACCCGACAUGGUGCACUCCUGCGAUGGUCACAGUUGGUGUCGUGCUGUUUUUGUUGCUUGCUUUCGGACUGACUACUCUCCAAGCCAAUGACGCCGAUCUGAUAAAACAACUAGUCAUUCAAUGGGCUCCGCUUGUAUGGAUAUCACCUGAAGAAAAAUAUUAUCCGUCAAGCAUUAACCACUUCCUCAAAAAUGUACAACUAGUUAACGAAAAUGGGAAAACUAUAAUGUUGCCCAUUAAUGGGACCGAUAUUCCUCAGUACAACACCAAGUCGUUACAACUAGUCACAACUUGUGAUUUAGAUAGUUUAAUAAAAUCUGGAAAUUCUUUCCUUAAUGGCCAUAUCCCCAAGAUGUAUUCAGUACCUACUUACGCGAUAAUAUCACCAUGUUCUCCCAACAGUUCGUUCCGUGCCAACAUCCUCUACAAGAAAACCAACCCCAACUUAUACUUUUCCGUCUCAUAUUGGACUUUUUACCCAUUCAACAAAGGAAAAGAUAUAUGUUUUCUAGGAAAAGUUCCCGUGGUACCCAUUUUUGGUCGCUGCUUUGGCCACAGGACUACUAUAGGCUCCCACGUAGGCGACUGGGAACACAUGACUCUGUUCUUCAAUGGCAACCCUUUCCCUUCUGAAAUGUACAUUGCCAUACAUAACACUGGUGGCUACUACACCCUAGCACCCCACCAGCAACACUUCAAGUUAGAUGUAUAUAGAAAAGUACUGAAACCCAAACUUCCCCCCAUUGUGCGAAUCCAGGGUGGGCAUCCGGUGUUAUUUUCUGCCACAGGGUCCCACGGGCUGUGGCCGGCCCCUGGAGAACACACGUACUCGCAAAUUCUGCAACUAAAGGACAAAUGUGGUUAUGGAACUCCGUGGAAGACGUGGAAGAAUUUAGAAAUUUACACAGUGGGCGAUUUUAAUCUGCCGAAUUGGUUGUCUUUUAAGGGGAGGUGGGGUAACCCCAAGUCGAAGUGUUUCUUGUUUAAGAAGUUUGGGCUUUGUGAAUAUACGGACGCACCGGAGGGUAUUCUAUGGCAUCAACAAGAUUUUUCAUGCAUUUAUAAAUGAAGCACAAUGUGAUAAUUUUGACGGGUGUAGAGUUAAAUAUAUAUUUGGAGUAGGCGCUGGUUAUUAUUUUCCGUUUUUGGUAACAGGGUAAUUAUUUUAGGAGAUAAGUAGGCAACCCAAUAUACUUCAAAACGUGGAUGAAGUCGGUUUGACAAAUUACUUUGUUUGCUUGAUAACAAUCAGU
Zophobas morio is the source of this 1572-nucleotide messenger RNA. RefSeq lists its product as uncharacterized. The transcript has 4 exons. Bases 342 to 1388 code for a protein of 348 amino acids. NCBI's taxonomy places the organism in Eukaryota, Metazoa, Arthropoda, Insecta, Coleoptera, Tenebrionidae. The record is from RefSeq and is a predicted model, not a curated record.